Molecule: messenger RNA, 990 nt
Organism: Pelobates cultripes (western spadefoot toad)
Lineage: Eukaryota; Metazoa; Chordata; Amphibia; Anura; Pelobatidae
Source: the annotation of a GenBank genome assembly
AUGGCUGUGUUACUGACCUUCCAGGACCCGGCUGUGUUAAUGGCUGUGUUACUGACCUUCCAGGACCCGGCUGUGUUAUUGACCUUCCAGGACCCGGCUGUGUUACUUACCUUCCAGGACCUGGCUGUGUUACUUACCUUCCAGGACCCGGCUGUGUUACUUACCUUCCAGGACCUGGCUGUGUUACUUACCUUCCAGGACCCGGCUGUGUUACUUACCUUCCAGGACCUGGCUGUGUUACUUACCUUCCAGGACCCGGCUGUGUUACUAACCUUCCAGGACCUGGCUGUGUUAAUGGCUGUGUUACUGGCUGUGUUAAUGGCUGUGUUACUGACCUUCCAGGACCCGGCUGUGUUAAUGGCUGUGUUACUGACCUUCCAGGACCCGGCUGUGUUAAUGGCUGUGUUACUGACCUUCCAGGACCCGGCUGUGUUAUUGACCUUCCAGGACCCGGCUGUGUUACUUACCUUCCAGGACCCGGCUGUGUUACUUACCUUCCAGGACCCGGCUGUGUUACUUACCUUCCAGGACCUGGCUAUGUUACUUACCUUCCAGGACCCGGCUGUGUUACUGACCUUCCAGGACCUGGCUGUGUUAAUGGCUGUGUUACUGGCUGUGUUAAUGGCUGUGUUACUGACCUUCCAGGACCCGGCUGUGUUAAUGGCUGUGUUACUGACCUUCCAGGUCCCGGCUGUGUUAAUGGCUGUGUUACUGACCUUCCAGGACCCGGCUGUGUUAUUGACCUUCCAGGACCCGGCUGUGUUACUUACCUUCCAGGACCUGGCUGUGUUACUUACCUUCCAGGACCCGGCUGUGUUACUUACCUUCCAGGACCCGGCUGUGUUAUUGACCUUCCAGGACCUGGCUGUGUUACCUACCUUCCAGGACCCGGCUGUGUUACUUACCUUCCAGGGCCUGGCUGUGUUAUUGACCUUCCAGGACCCGGCUGUGUUACUGUGUUACUUACCUUCCAGGACCUGGCUGUGUUAA